AAAGUUUUGUUAAGGAUAGUUUAAAUGCUAGGUAUGCAAAUGAUAGUUUUGUAAGAGGACUGUCAUAAAAAAAAAUUGGGACAGUUAUGCGUUCCCAUCAAACUUAAAAGCCUGAAACCCAGUACCACCAAUUCUAAAUAUAAAUAUAGGACACAAGUGGCCAGGGGACUUGAAGUUGCCAAAUGUAAAGAUCUGGUCAAAAGAUGGGUAGUACAGACAAUAUAUGUAGCUAUCUAAUAAGCAGUGUUAGGGCUACCCACUUAAAACAUGGUAAAACCAGGGCCCAUUUGAUGGGAUGCCUGAUUUGAGUCUCCAAACAGAGAAAUUUGACUGCAAAGAGAAAGAGAAAUGGGUCAUAUUGGGUAGGGCUUAUUCAUGGUGAAGAAGCAGCAGAGUCAGUCUUCUUAAAUUAAUGUUGGGUUGGUUCUUUGACAAUCCAUCCCCCUUUGAAAACCUUACCAGUUUGUUGUCUAAUUAAUAAUAGAUACUUUACCUUGAUCUCCAACCAAGGAACAGGAAGAAUUAAUUUCACAUGAUGAACUGAAGCUCAAGACUAGUCCACAUAGGCCUUGCAUUGGGAUUGGUACAGGAGGUUAGAGUUUGCGGAGUUAGAUAUUUUUUUUCUGUUAUAAUAAGACCAAUAUAAAUUCCAGUUUAGGGGACCCAGAAAAUGAUGAGAACUUCAUCAUAGAUCCAACUUAUGUGCCCACUUCACACUGAGCAGAGGGCAUUUGAGUUCCCCCAUCGAAAUGCUUUGACAUUAAGCCAAGAAUUGUGUUGGAGAGAAUCAUAGAUUGCACAGAGUAAUUGAAACUCUAAGCAGAACCUACCUCAGAUACAUGGCGGGGGCAUGGAGGUAGUCACCAUGAAGCUGAAGACAAUUGGGUUGCUGGAGUAACUGCCUAAAAUUUGUACCGAUUUGCAGUGCACUGACUGUCGAUUUAUGCACCCAUUUUAUCAUAAGAACAGAGCUUGUUCUGUUUUGUAUGAGCAAAUGCUAUUUUAAUAGUGGGGUGUGUGUGGUUUUCCUAGAAAAAUGAUUAACGGAACGGAUCUCUACAAUGUGCUGACUGCAGUGGUGCCACUCUAUGUGGCAAUGAUUUUGGCCUAUGGGUCUGUAAAAUGGUGGAAGAUUUUCACACCAGAUCAGUGCUCUGGCAUCAACCGUUUCGUGGCACUGUUUGCAGUCCCUCUGCUGUCCUUCCACUUCAUUUCCACCAAUGACCCAUAUGCCAUGAACUUGAGAUUCAUUGCUGCAGAUUCCUUGCAGAAAAUUAUGAUUCUAUUAAUGCUAGGAAUUUGGACCAAGGUUGCAAAAAAUGGGAGCCUAGAGUGGAUGAUCACUCUCUUCUCACUUUCAACAUUACCCAACACAUUAGUCAUGGGAAUUCCUCUGCUGAAGGCAAUGUAUGGGGAAUUCUCGGGGGAUCUAAUGGUGCAAGUGGUUGUUCUACAGUGUAUAAUCUGGUAUACUCUGAUGCUUUUCAUGUUUGAAUACAGGGGAGCAAAAUUACUAAUUAUGGAACAGUUCCCGGACACAGCUGGUUCAAUUAUUUCAUUCAGGGUGGAAUCGGAUGUAAUGUCUCUGGACGGCAGAGAACCUCUGCAAACAGAUGCAGAGGUGGGAGAAGAUGGGAAACUUCAUGUUACAGUGAGAAAAUCUACUUCUUGUCGUUCUGUAUACUCGUCACACAGAUCUCAAGGAUUGAGCCUCACUCCCAGGCCUUCAAAUUUGAGCAACGCAGAGAUCUAUUCUAUUCAGUCUUCAAAGAACCCAACACCCAGAGGCUCAAAUUUUAAUCACGCUGAUUUUUUUUCCAUGUUUGCAAGAAGUCCCCGCCAAUCCAAUUUUGCCCAUUCAGACAUCUAUUCACUGCAUUCCUCAAGAGGUCCUACUCCUAGGACUUCUAAUUUUGAUGAGGAGCAUUUCAGGGACAUGGGCAAUAAGGUUGUUGCACAGAGUACUAACAAUGGCAAUUCUCCUAGAUUUGGACCACCCACGUACGGUAAUACAGCCCCAGUUCCAAUGUACACAUAUGGACCGAGGAGCCAAGGGAGCCAAGGGAAUGGAUUUGAGCUAAACCCAUCUGUUACUCAAGGAAAUUUGAGCUCAAAUGGCGGUGUGUAUCCUGGUCCAAAUCCCGGUAUGUUGUCUCCCAAUGUCUCCAGAACAGUGAAGAAGAGUCCAAGUGAUCCGAGGGCUUCAAAGCAGAGGAUGAUGGACGAUAAUAAAGAGCUUCACAUGUUUGUGUGGAGUUCUAGUGCUUCCCCCGUUUCGGAGGCAAAUCACCAUGUAUUUGGCCAUGGCCCAGACUUCGCACUUUCUGAUAACACUCCCAAUUCCUAUGGCAAAGAGGUCCGGACGUUACCCGCUUCUCCCAAUGUACACACAGCCAAUGGAAGAAAAGGUUUGAACGAGGCCCGCCAAACAUAUGAAGAAUAUGUCCCUGAACGGUUUAGUUUUGGGCACAAAGGAAUGGUCCAAGAGGAAAUCAAUCAUAAGGAAGCUCCUCCUCCCCUUGCGAGUCUCUCCAAGUUCGGUUCUAGUUCAACAGUGGAGCUCAAUCCCAAAGGCCACGAUGACUCCAAAUUCACAAAUAUGCCUCCUGCCAGCGUCAUGACUAGACUUAUUCUUAUAAUGGUGUGGAGAAAGCUCAUCCGUAAUCCCAAUACUUAUUCCAGUCUUAUAGGCCUCACUUGGUCUCUCAUCACCUUCAGAUGGAAAGUUGAAAUGCCAGCAAUCCUAGAGCAAUCAAUAAGAAUAUUGUCUGAUGCUGGUCUUGGUAUGGCCAUGUUCAGUUUGGGACUGUUCAUGGCAUUGCAACCCAGAAUCAUAGCCUGUGGGAAUUCAGUUGCAGCAUUUGCAAUGGCAGUCAGGUUUCUUACUGGGCCAGCUGUAAUGGCUGCAGCUUCUAUUGCUGUUGGCCUAAGGGGAGUGUUACUGCAUGUUGCCAUCGUCCAGGCAGCACUCCCUCAAGGAAUUGUUCCCUUUGUGUUUGCUAAGGAGUACAAUGUACAUCCAGAUAUAUUAAGCACAGCUGUUAUAUUUGGCAUGCUGAUUGCACUGCCGAUUACUCUGGUAUAUUACGUUCUUCUCGGAGUUUGAAGUGUAGGGACUUUUGACCUGAUUGAAGAAGUGCAAGGAGCCUUUCAUGCAACAUUCAAAGCCAUAAUCUCAUAUAUAACAAACAAUACAAUACCAACCAUGACCGACAAACUUUGAGGGUCUAGAGAAUUUACUCACGAGAGCAGAGCAUUGUUAAUUUCCCUGAGAACUUUUAGUUUGUAUUCUCUUUGACAUUUUGUCAUGUCUGCUUUGUCCUCUUCAAGAAGGUCUUGUGACUACCAUCCUUUACACCAAUAGUAACUCCCAAUUUUCAGCCAGCAUUCUUCCUAAUUAUGCUUUGUCAGUUUCAAUCACUUUGAAAGAAAGCUAGCUUGUUAGUUCUCCUAUGCAUAUUUAUGUGGAGGUUGCAAUUUUUUUUGCGAUUCCUGCCUCUCUUGUAUGGUAUAUACACAAAAAAGGUGAAUUGUAAGGCCCGCACAUCAGUUUCUACUUUCUACAAUCUCUAACAUGGAAUUAGUUUUCUUAAAACCUUAAGAAGAUUAUAAAACUAGUUUUGCCUUAAGAUUUUCUUGACCAUUAUAGUCUUUCAUAAACUAGGUUUUUGUUAUGACUUGAACCAUUUGCAAAAGUGCAGGUUUUACUUUUGUUCAGAGAGCAAUGAGAUGAAAUUUCAAAAUCAAA
Messenger RNA from Cryptomeria japonica (Japanese cedar), 3748 nucleotides. RefSeq names its product probable auxin efflux carrier component 1b. Lineage: Eukaryota; Viridiplantae; Streptophyta; Pinopsida; Cupressales; Cupressaceae. Gene Ontology annotation, biological process: auxin polar transport; auxin export across the plasma membrane. The transcript has 6 exons. Gene Ontology annotation, cellular component: endoplasmic reticulum; plasma membrane. The record is from RefSeq and is a predicted model, not a curated record. Gene Ontology annotation, molecular function: auxin efflux transmembrane transporter activity. The coding region runs from base 1037 to 3106 and encodes 689 amino acids.